CGGCGAUGGCGGAACGUGAGGAGGCGGGUGUUUGUGAAGGUGCUGGUGCUGCUGGCGGGGUUCUUUUCAGCCAACGCGCUCUCCACCAUCGUGGGGCAGACGGGCGACUGGGACGUGCUCGUCGCCGGCUCCCUCGUCGCCUCCCUUGAGCUCCUCGGCGCCUGCCUCUACCGCCUCCGCCUGCGCGCCGCUUCCGCUGCUGCCGUCGACGCCGCGAAACUCGCAGCCAAGAGC
Closterium sp. Naga37s-1 is the source of this 234-nucleotide messenger RNA. NCBI's taxonomy places the organism in Eukaryota, Viridiplantae, Streptophyta, Zygnematophyceae, Desmidiales, Closteriaceae. The record is from the annotation of a GenBank genome assembly.